Molecule: messenger RNA, 2259 nt
Organism: Ctenopharyngodon idella (grass carp)
Lineage: Eukaryota; Metazoa; Chordata; Actinopteri; Cypriniformes; Xenocyprididae
Gene: lpcat4
Product: lysophosphatidylcholine acyltransferase 4
Exons: 13
Coding region: 297-1826 (509 amino acids)
Biological process (GO): phosphatidylcholine acyl-chain remodeling
Cellular component (GO): endoplasmic reticulum
Molecular function (GO): 1-acylglycerophosphocholine O-acyltransferase activity
Source: RefSeq, a predicted model, not a curated record
GCUGGUGUGUGUUUAGGGGGCGGGGUGGUUUAAGCGUGUAAAUCUCGCUUACUUAAGUUAGGUCUGUGUGUGCUUGAGAGUUCUCGGAGGUCGAGCGUGUUCUAGUUUUAGUAUUUUUUCUUAGAUGGGAGUGAGUUCGUUUCUCAUAAAUGUCCUUGAAGUUUUGUUUUAGUAUCACCGCCAUCUAAACUUUUUACUUGGGACGUUUGUGCACACUAUUCUUAGCCGUUCUCCAAGAACGCAGCGAUUUAUCGGUUAAUUGUGAAGUAUUUUAGUAUUAGUGUGUGUUCGUGAGGAUGUUGAAGGGUAAAGGACAAACUCCGCAUCCGUUCGUUCAUGAAGUGAAUCUAACAGCUGCUCAGCGGAUUCAGGGAAUCAUUCUGGGCGUAGUUCUGUUUCCCGUCCGCGUCACCCUCGCCACCCUCUUCUUCCUGCUCAUGUGGCCCAUCGCUCGCCUGCGAUUGGCCGGUCUGUCAGAGGCGGAGCGGGCGGAGCCUGUGCAGGGUUGGCGUCGUUGGCUCUUCCAUCACAUCAUUCUCUUCCUCAGCCGGGCCGUCUUCUUCUCUGUGGGCUUCCUGUGGAUUAAAGUCAAAGGGCGUCAGGCGGGCCUGAAGGAAGCUCCGGUCCUGGCGGUGGCGCCUCACAGUGGGUUCUUGGACAUGCUGGUGCUGUGUGCGACGGGCCUGCCGAUCGUUGUGUCGCGUUCGGAGAACUACAAACUACCUGUUGUAGGAGCGCUGUUGGAGUUUAAUCAGUCAGUGUUGGUGAGUCGGAAAGACCCUGAAUCCAGGAAGAAAUGUGUGUCUCAGAUCCGUGAGAGAGUCACAUCUGAUGGCCGCUGGCCUCAGAUGCUCAUGUUUCCAGAAGGAACAACAACUAAUGGCCAAGCUCUUAUCAAAUUCAAACCUGGUGCGUUUCUGGCUGGAGUUCCUGUUCAGCCCGUCUUGCUUCACUAUCCCAGUGAUCCGGACACAGUUCGGUGGACUUGGAAAGGUUUGUCGUGGCUCGGCGCUCUCUGGCACACCACCUCUCAGAUCUACACCAGUGUUACUGUGGAGUUCCUGCCCGUCUACACGCCGUCACAGCAGGAGAAGGAAGACCCGGACUUAUAUGCUGAGAAUGUACAGAAACUCAUGGCCAAAGCUCUCGGCGUUCCUGCCACCGAUUAUGUGAUGGAGGGUCGUUUUCCUGUUAAAAAGCUCGGAAACCUCUCACUUCCGCUGGAACCUCCGGCUCAGGAAACCCUCAAACUGCUCCAUAAACACGGUGUUACGAAAACUCGAGUGGAAACCGUGAUGAACGAAAUGAUUAACAGCUGUUAUUCAGGCCAGAGCGCCACGGUAACAGCCGAUCACCUGACCUCUCUUUUGGGGCUCACGGACAGAACGACGGCAGUGAAGAUCUGCUCACUCUACUCAAAGGACGAUACGGUGGACAUGAGGCAGGUUUGUCUGAGCGUGUCAGCUGUGUCUGGCUUCAGGAGUCUGGAGUCUCUCAUACACACGGCGUUCACGUGGUACGACACUGACCAGGAUGGGCUGCUGAGCGUAGAUGAUCUGUCCGGCCUGAUGGGGGCGCUGGUGGGAAUCCCGCAGUGCUCUGUUGGAGAGAUGUACUCGGCGCUGACCAGCAGAGGGCGACCUACUGAAGCUUCUCUGCAAGACUUAUUGAGGACGCAUCCAGUUUAUCGGAAAGUGCUUACGGAGUAUCUCCACUCCAGUGGGCUCGCUGACGGAAAUCACAAUGGAAUUCCCAAUGGGAAGGUCAACGGCAACAACAACGGGAUCUAUAAUGGCUACAGAGCGACCGAUAGGAAGUUGGACUAAGGAGCGUCACUUAUCGCAAUACUGGGACGAACAGCCGCAAAUGUGCGUCGUCUUUAUGCCGAGCUGACAGACAGUCCGACCGACCGCAUGUGCAAUAACUAACGUGGACUGUGUGAGAUGUGAAGCUGUGUGAAUAUCUAGUGUGUGAAAGGGUAACGUUUACGUGACUAUUUCUUUGUCCUGUUUUCAUGUGAAUCUUGGUGCUGGGAAUGAUACUGUGAGAAUUUACCACUAAAUGAAUGUGCCUUGAAACAAAUACCUUUAUAUUUUAUAAUGAUCAUGUCUGAAGGAUCUGUAUGUGUAUUUAAAAGUGUAUAUUUUUGUUAUUUUAAACAUUGUAUAUUGGAAAACCCAAAGACAUUUGUACUGUCAAAGACUUCUGCUGACGUGUCAUAUUAUUUUAUACUUUAAUAUAUUAAAAUUCUUAAAGACG